This is a messenger RNA of Fusarium oxysporum Fo47, 972 nucleotides long. Its product is annotated as amidohydrolase family protein. The record is from RefSeq and is a predicted model, not a curated record. Gene Ontology annotation, molecular function: hydrolase activity; carboxy-lyase activity. Gene Ontology annotation, cellular component: cytosol; cytoplasm. The coding region runs from base 1 to 972 and encodes 323 amino acids. NCBI's taxonomy places the organism in Eukaryota, Fungi, Ascomycota, Sordariomycetes, Hypocreales, Nectriaceae. Gene Ontology annotation, biological process: secondary metabolic process. The transcript has 2 exons.
AUGCAGAGACCCAAAACUCCAAUACUACUCAAUUUGUCUAACAUUCCUCGCAUCGAUGUUCACCACCAUAUCAUUCCUCACCCGCUAGAAGGAGUCGGGGCUGGUCUAAAAGGCAUAAAAGUCCCAUCAUGGAGCGUUCAAAGUGACAGGGCCUUCAACCAGACACACAGCAUCACCUCUGCCAUAUACUCCGUCAGCACUCCGGGAGUCACCCACAUCGCUGAUCCUGAAGAGAGCGCCAGGGUCGCUCGCGCCAUGAAUGAAUAUUCCGCCAGUCUGCGAGAUGCAAACCCGAUGAAUGGAUUCUUUGCGACAGUCCCGUCUCUGCAGCACACGGUUCUUGUACUCGAGGAACUACGCUACGCUUUUGAUACUCUGAAGGCAGAUGGAGUCACCUUGUUCACCAGCUAUGCUACUCCUCAGGGAUAUCUUGGAUAUCCCGAAUACGUUCCCAUCUGGGAAGAGCUGAAUCGCCGCAAGGCUAUUAUCUUUGUUCACCCCAUCAACAACAUUGCGGCUGUCUACUUUGACGACCGCCUUCCAAUGCCCGCUUUUGAUUGGCCCCACGAAACAGGCCGUACAGCCAUGGACAUGAUCCUCAACAGACGUCUUGAGCAGUUUCCCGAUGUUAAGAUCAUUCUGUCGCAUGCUGGCGGAACACUCGCUGCACUUGUCCAAAGAGCCACAAUGAUAGCCCUGCCUGAAUUUGGAGACAUCAUGAGCGCCGAGGAUAUCAUUAAACAGGCGAAGCAAUUUUACUUCGAUGCGGCGCUUUCGGGAAGUCAAGAGGUCUUUCCUAUGAUACUGGGCUUCGCCAAGCCGGGGCAUUUGCUUUUUGGCAGUGACUUUCCGCAUGCGCCUGAGGAACUAAGCAAGGGCUUUACUAAAUUUGUUGAUACUUUUCCAUUGGAAGAUAAGAAGAAUAGGAAUAUUUACUAUGAAGCGGUUUUAAAACUGUUUCCGAGACUCUAG